This is a messenger RNA of Zygotorulaspora mrakii, 819 nucleotides long. It is a transcript of the gene SYN8, whose product is annotated as syntaxin. The transcript has a single exon. Gene Ontology annotation, cellular component: endomembrane system; SNARE complex. Gene Ontology annotation, biological process: intracellular protein transport; vesicle fusion. NCBI's taxonomy places the organism in Eukaryota, Fungi, Ascomycota, Saccharomycetes, Saccharomycetales, Saccharomycetaceae. The coding region runs from base 1 to 819 and encodes 272 amino acids. The record is from RefSeq and is a predicted model, not a curated record. Gene Ontology annotation, molecular function: SNARE binding; SNAP receptor activity.
AUGGAUGAUUUAAGGCUAUCGUACGAGUUCGGUAAAUUGGAUGACCUUGUUGAGGAAAGGUCAAGGUUGUCCAAUGUCCUGAAAAUGAAACCGUCCAAUCAAGAUAAUGUGAGGCUGAAAAAGCAGUUAAACAAGACACUAGACAUUUUGAAAGAGGCCGUAAAUGAUGGUAUUGAUGUCAGUAUCAUCGAGAACUACUCUAAAAAAUUUAAUAAUUUGCUCUUGCAACUUCCGGAGGGGACCAUAAAAGUAUCGCUAUAUCAAUUUGAGAUGCCUGUAACUAUUGUACCGACAUCCGGGGAUUCGGAUGAUAUCGAUUUGCCUAAAAAAGUGCGUUUUAAGGAUGAAGAGUCCUCGUAUGCAUAUGAACCAGAGUCCAGUCAUUUUGAGCCUUAUCAUGACGAAAUCAGCGAGACCACAGGAGAUGCCGAGAUGGACAAGCACUCUAGUGAGGAGCACCCAUCUAUAUCAGGUUCCGACGCGAUUCACAAUUUGAAUAUUAUCUCUCCUGGAGUAUCUAAUCAAGAUGUUUUCAUUCAACAACAACAGCAACUGUUGGAGCAAGACUCUCAGCUUAGUAUACUAUCGAACUCCGUGCACAGAUCAUACAAUAUGUCGUUGGAUAUCAAUCAAGAAGUUACAGAGCAAAACGAUCAUGUCUUGCAAGAUUUAGAGAGUCUCGUGAACAACAGUGGGAGAAAUCUGGACAAAGCAAAGAGACGAUUGGAGAUUUUCGAAAAAAGUGCAAAAGAAAAUGGGCCUUGUGCUAUAAUUGUACUACUGGUAAUAAUACUGAUUUUGUUGAUAGUGAUCUUGUAA